Molecule: messenger RNA, 2022 nt
Organism: Lecanosticta acicola
Lineage: Eukaryota; Fungi; Ascomycota; Dothideomycetes; Mycosphaerellales; Mycosphaerellaceae
Source: the annotation of a GenBank genome assembly
AUGAUAACAAGCCCCCAGAGCAGUUAUGCUUCAGAAUACUCCCCAUGGAAAUUCGUCACGGCCACAGCACAGGACUCCGACGAUGUCGUAGCCUCUGAACUGGAGCAGACCACACUCAAUGACAUCGCUGCUGGUAGGAGUCAAGGUGUCCACCUCCUGAUUCAUUUGAGCUGACGUGCUCAUUCUUUAGUCAACGCUCGCGACUUCUCGGCCGAAUCUGCCCUUUUCCAGAACAAGGCUCCUUACUGGGAAGCUGAACGGACCGCUGCUCUCUCGUUGAAGACACUCACUGUCGCCGAAUUCGUUGCAUCGAUCAAGAAGGUCACAGAGGACUGUCCAGACUACCAUGUUCGCGCUAUUGAUUCCACAACGAGCGUGAAUAAAAGCCUCCGGACUGCUGAGGUCUUUGCGAACUUUGAGACGACUGGACGCUGGCCUGGUGUUGCUAGGAGGAAUGUGACGACUUGUGAAUGUCAUCUUCUCGAUGGGAUCUGGUACCACGUGAGCCAUCGGAGCAUGCCCGGCAUGGGCCCAAUGAUGCCGGGAGUGUAAGAAGACUCUAAUUGUUGACCUGUUCAAGGACUAUGGCGACGCGAAAAAAAGAGCCGUGUCGAGAUAAAGACGCCUUCCUCGGGUCUCAUGCCGAUCCAAGGCUCCCUGAAGUUGCCACGGCAAACGGCUUCCUACAUUCGUCCCUGUCUCUCUGAUCUGUCACGCCGCUUUCCGCUGUCGAUGCAUUAUUGGAGAUUUCGUUAUCAGGUCUCGAUACGCAAAAGCCGCCUGGUGUCAUAACGCUAGGUGCUAGUGGUCGCCCCUUCCCCCUGCUAACGGCAAACUGCCGACGCGCCAAAGUCGUGAUGUUUCUGCCUGCGGACAAACUUCUCAACUUCUUCCAUGCACUUUAUGCACGGUCAGCAACACCAAACACAACUGCAAUAUAGAUUCUCGCUUCAGCCUUGAUUGGGACCGAAAGUACAAAAUCGAACCUCGAACUCGAGGGGUCCUGCAAUUACGGGAGGCCAUGCGAGUCUCAGCAACGACACCAGCUUCAUAACUAGCAAUCUUGACUUCGUCUAGGCACUCAAGACUCUUCUGCUGCGACUGGGACCUGGAUCUUAUCCAGGAGCUGAACAAGAAGUGUGGACUCGGAGAGCUAGAAAAGAAGCAUGGCAGAGUCUCCCGCUCUUCUGAUGCUCGACGUCGUCAGGAGGUAUGUCCCAUCACGAAUCGCUGUUCUCUUUCGCCAAGGUCCCAGGCAUGGUAUGACCAAUGUACGGGUCCCGGAUCACGGCCGUAUGAAAUGAGAAGUGGAACUGGCUCGCAACACCGUCAUGGAAGGUCUGCUGCACGCUUGACCCACAGUCGAUGAGCUUACGCAGACCUUGGCGAGCCUCUCCUUCGAUCCCUACGCCAUUGCCCACACUCGUACUCAAUCCACCAAGGCGGACUCCCGUCCCCAAAACUUCAUGGAAGAAGCCAAGGAGCUUCACAACGCGUACAACGAAGCACGCUCGAAGUUCAACGGCAAGUCUUGGAAGCGCGCUGACAAGGAUGUCUGCGGCGGCUGUGGCGCUAAACAAGACCAGAUUGGUAAGCCGCUGAAGGCCUGGUGCCAAGUGCAAGAGACAAGUACUGCUCUCGUGGUUGCCAGAGGCAGGGUUGAAAGGAGUCUAAGAAGGUCUGCCCAGAAAUGGCUGCCAAGAAGCCGCUCGACCCAAGUGCGGUUCUGUCGACCAUGGUGCUGCCAAAGAAGGAGGAUGAGGGAAAGAGAGAACGAUAUUUCUCAACGGACAGCGCCCGUAAUUCUGUGCUGUCAGAAUCGAGCUUGCGAUACUUGAGGAGACAAUCAGUCUUGGAGAAAGACAGAUGUGCAUCGUCUUCAUGCAAAUACGAUAUCCAUACAACCUAGGGCUAGGAAUUCUCAGCGAGAACUCCUCGAAUGUUCUAAUCCACAGCAUCGGCGUCCUCAUCGAUACCAUCAUCGUCCGGACAGUCCUCAUUGCCCACAUCUUCAUCAUCUGA